Messenger RNA from Gigantopelta aegis, 4698 nucleotides. Its product is annotated as rho GTPase-activating protein 6-like. Gene Ontology annotation, biological process: signal transduction. The coding region runs from base 485 to 3976 and encodes 1163 amino acids. Lineage: Eukaryota; Metazoa; Mollusca; Gastropoda; Neomphalida; Peltospiridae. The record is from RefSeq and is a predicted model, not a curated record. The transcript is spliced from 11 exons.
UUCACGCGACGCCACUGUUUCAAAUAGGGAUUAAAAACGCCUGGUUUAUUUACCACCAAAGCAAAAGCUGUAUCUGACCGUUACAUUUCGCUAAUAGAUUUCUUCGUUUACCUCGACGGACAGAAGUAAUCCGUUAUCCAAAUAUUCGCGAAAUCCCGCUAGCUUGAAAACACAAGUCGGCAUUUCGUCUGUGUAACGCCGCCUGCGCGUCAGUCAUUUUUACUCCCGCCAGGAGCAGCCAAUCAGCUUCCGGCACAGCGUGACGUCCACCCAAGCCCCGCCUUGUUCACGCUUGUAGUAUUCUGGCCGUAUUGACGUACAAUACGAGUGUUGGACGCGAACGAAGGGAAGCGUAACAGGGAAAUGCAAUUUACCUGACCGAUAUAUUCCCGUGAAGUCCAUUAGCUUUUGAUGUUUUAAAGAGACGGUUAAGCCUUCUCCUCAGUUCCCAAACACACAGGGAUGUAUAGAGCCCGGACCGUCAAUGCUGUGUGUUCGGACAGGGUACUCUUGUAAAAGUAUGACCGUUGAUGCUUUUCCGAGGUCAAAACCAAGUGAAGAAAAUACUUUUGAGCGCUCGGACAAGUUCGAUCCACCCGGAAUGGUUGUAGUACCCAACCUGGCGAUGAACAACAGGCCGAAAGUGCAUAUUCCAAAUGGAUACAGUACGGGGAAGGUGUCCAGUCCUACUAACUCGACGUUCUCACAAUCCAGAAUACACGUGGACCCAUGGAGCCCAAGCUCUGUGAAACUUAGUUUUUUCUUUGGGAGUGAUCCGGAUCCCGACCCCCGGGGUAAUCUGCUCGACCCCCGGGGAUAUGGGAUGUCCCAGUCUGUGAGUGACCUCAGAUCCAGCUGUAUUUCGUGCGAACGCGCGGUUCCGGCGUUUGUGUGUAAACCUCGAGCAGACGACAGGUACCCGUCCGAGGACGAAGAGGAAUAUGUGACGCUGGACUACAACUAUGUGCCGAACCAGAACAGGUGCAUGUCCUGGACAGUCCCGGGCUCGAAUAACCACACGGAUAGGAAAUGCGAACCUUGGACUGUCCCGAGGGCUAAUCAUAACCUAGAAGUGAAGUCUGACCACCAAAAUACCCAUGGAUCUAACGUCCACCCGGGUUAUAAGUAUGGACACACUUGGAAUACUCACCGCCAUGUGGUUGAUGGUGAAGUCAGGAGCCAUCAUAGACAGAGGAAUGCUUCCAGGACGCUUCGCUACCCAGAUUCGAACUGUGAGACGAGGUCUCUUUCUGGAAUUACCCACUACCCGGAUGUCAGCUGUGACUCUAACACUGUUUCAAGAAGUAAACACUACCAGGAUGUUAUGUGUGAAUUCAGGACGGUGCCGAGAGGAGCUGACCACACUCAGGAUAUCAAGUGUGAAAACUGGGGUGUCCCUAGGUCGUGUAGUCAACAGUGCGUCAGGUCCCCGAGGUCGACUUUUAACCCUGGAUUCGUACCCAGGGAUAGUUUCGAGUCCAGCGUCCUGCAUGUGCGCGAAAACACCCCGCCGGUAUACUCUAGACAUCUGUCGAUGGAAAAUGGUAGACAGACCGUGUCCCAAAGAAGGGAAUGGAAAAACAGUUCCCUUCAACGGGUUAACGAAACUAAAGUUCAGACAAUAGCAACUUUUACUCCAAUAAAAAACGUAGCUUCGUCCUCCGGGCUUUUAAACCAAGGGCACCGACAGAGGAGCCGAUCUCUGCCUGAUUUGCAAGUAGAUAUAGGGGGUUCUAGCUGUAACUUUAGUGACGACGAAGAUGGGGAUGAUUUUGGUUUUCUCAGUUACCCAUUUCUGCCGUCUUGUUUUACUACAGCCGCCAUGCACAAGGCGAAGUCCCCCUCGCCUGGACACAAGAUCCUCCCGAAACGCUGGCGCAGCAAGACGAAACCCCUGCCCAACACCGUCGCCAAGUCGCUCUGGAGUCCAGAGACGUCAUGCACGUGGUGCAGCAUGAGCGGGCGCAAGGUUGUCCUGAAGCCGGUCAGUCUGUUCCAACUCACCGAGGCCGAGCGACUGGCUCUCCAGAAAGUGGCCCUCACCAAGCUGCAGGAGAUGGAGCUGGGAUGCCCACUCAUCGUUCCAAAAGAAAAUGGAGAUAGCAGACGGUCAAAGAGACACACAAUAUCUAUCAAAAGGCGGUCUCGCUCAGCGAAUCUUGGAGGUUUACUUGACGUUUUAGUCGACAAGACGAAAGAAAAGGAACAAAAAGAUGCUGGUCUGGUGUUUGGGAUCCCCCUGUCGAAGUGUAUCAGCAAUGACAACAAGUUGAAAAAGUCUCACAGUACAUCCACCAGUACGCUGAAGGCACGCAGUGAAAGUGCCGACAUCUUGCUGUCACCCAGACCCAGAAAAUCGAGCAGCUCUUCUCAGAGUUCGAUGGACAACGCACCUCACAACGGCAGCAUGCUCUCCACUAACUCGGCUUACAGGCGGACGGCAAGCUCUGAUUCGUUGUCGGAGUCGGAGAGUAGUCGCAACACGAGUUCUAGUCUGAUCGACGCGCUGUCCUUGUCGCUGUCUGACUCGCGGCAGUGCAGUCUACCAGUCAGUCAUACUGUGUAUGCAACGGGGAGACCGCAGGUGCCGGAGGUGGUGCAAGUCUGUUUCAGACACUUAGAGAUGUACGGUUUGCGCGUGUUAGGGAUAUUUCGUGUGGGUGCUGCCAAGAAGCGAGUGAAGCAGCUGAGAGACGACUUCGACAGCGGGAAGGAAUCUCCGCUGAACGACUCACACCAGCCGCACGACGUGGGCGCACUCCUCAAAGAAUACUUCCGUGAUCUUCCCGAACCACUGCUCACCCGCGACCUCUACCAGGCCUUCAUCGCCACACGAAAAAUCAAAGAUCGACCCAAACAGUUGAUGGCUUUUAGAUUGCUAAUCGCUCUUCUUCCUCUGCCGAGCAGAGAUACGGUCUGGGCACUCAUGAGGUUUCUCCACACGGUGGCGCAACAUUCCGCAGACUUCAUCGAAACAAACGGCAAUGUUUUACCUGGUAACAAAAUGGACAGUCACAACUUGGCAACACUGUUUGGCCCAAACAUCUUGCACAAGGCAAAAAUAUCAGAGAAGGAAUUUCUUGUAGAGUGUACCGAGCAGGCUGAACAGAGCAAAGAAGUGAUUGAAGUCAUCAAAGAUAUGAUCGACAACCACCACGAAAUCUUUGAGGUUACUCCCGAGUUGCAUGACGAGGUGAUUCGUGUUCUCAUGGAAACCAAUCCAGAAGUAGCAGAUAAAGUGCUCAAACGACUGUCUAACGAGAGUCUAAUGGAGCCUGACCCGGACACUUCAAGCAGCGUGUUUGAUGACAGUGACUCCCCAUCACUCCCGCACUCGCCGAGCAGUGACGCGGACCUUGUGUCACAGAGUCGCAGACUGCAGCUCGGACACCAGGCUCUGCGUGUUACGAAGAGUGCCGACCCGCGGACAAACCCAGUCAUUCAGAUAGAGUCGGACAACAGACGGACUCUUUCCUCUAGUGAGGACAAACGAUGUCCCACCAUCUCUGUUGAAGGAACUCCUAGUCCUAAACCACACAGUCCGUUCAGUUACAGGAAACCAAAGUUAAAAAGUCCAAGAGAAAGUUCGAGCCCGGAGAUUCAUCUACGACCUCAGCACGACUCGCGCGAUCGCCCAUAUUCCGAAGGAUUCUCUCACAGUCUUGCCAUUCCAAAAGUGAAUUACUUGCGCGAGAACAGCAGUUCGAGUAUUAGCAGUUACCUGUCUUCGCCAAACAGUCCUGUGGGCUCAGAGAGCUCCAUACAGUGGGCGAGUCAUUCACCUUCAAACUCACCAAACCCGUUAAGACGUUCGUCAUCUCAAAGCCGGCCGCUAAAUUUACAAACGGCUGAUCCGCGACAAGACGUGAAGUCGACCAUUGGGUCGGCUGAGUGGCAGAGGGAGAGUUGGCACCACUGGGAACUGAUAGCUGCAGAGAAAGCAGCAGAUACGUACGAACAGGAGACACUAGUGUGACGAUAAUAAUUAUACACACUAAACUGGGCUUUAUACAUAGAUAUACAUAGAUUGAUGCUUUCGAAUAAUGUUGGGUUUAGUGAAAAUGAAAGGUGCACAGUGCUUGACAGUUUAAAAUAAUAUAUAUAAGAUGUUUUUGUAACAUUUCUACACAGAUGAGUGGUUAUGAAUAAUGUUAAGUUUUAUUAGAAAUGUGUAAUACAAGAGGAACAGAGAUGGGGUUUUCUUAAAUAUGAGAUUUAAUUGAAAAUUUAUCUUAAGUAGACACAUUAAUACUUAAAAAUAAUAUCAGAUUCACAAAAACUAAAGUGGAAAAGGCAUAUACAUAUCAUUUGUACUAGAAAAUGCAUAUCAAAAGCAGAUACAGACAGACAUAUUAUAUAUAAAAAGAAAUUGAUGAGGUUUUGUUUUUUACUACAAUUUCUUCUUUGCAUAUGAGAGGUGUUAUUAUUACAUAAACAGAUAUAAUAAUUCUAUAUUUAGAUCUAUGAGAUUCUGAGAGAGUGUUCUAAAGGUAUUCACAAGAGUUUCAGUCUUAUGAAUACAACUAUAUUUGAAAGUCACUGUACAACUUAUACCUUUUCCAAGUGUUUUAUAGAGAAUAACAUAUGAGUGGCUGUUAGAUACCAUUUAUCUCAUGAGUUGUUUUAAAAUGUAUCUAACAAGCGAAAGCAAGUUUGAUACGUUUUUAAACAAUGAGUUGUGAGUUAAUUGGUAUCUUA